Molecule: messenger RNA, 428 nt
Organism: Populus euphratica (Euphrates poplar)
Lineage: Eukaryota; Viridiplantae; Streptophyta; Magnoliopsida; Malpighiales; Salicaceae
Product: early light-induced protein 1, chloroplastic-like
Exons: 2
Source: RefSeq, a predicted model, not a curated record
UUGCAGGAUGACCAGAAGAAGUCAGCAGGGCUAAGUUCUACUCCUAAGCCAAAGGUCAGCACAAAAUUCGCUGAUUUGUUGGCAUUUAGCGGACCCGCACCAGAGAGGAUCAAUGGCAGGCUUGCCAUGAUAGGCUUUGUCGCUGCAAUGGCAGUGGAACUGUCCAAGGGCCAAGACCUUUUUUCUCAGAUAUCUAACGGUGGAGUCUCGUGGUUCGUCGGAACAAGUAUUCUGCUCUCUGUCGCGUCUUUGAUCCCACUGUUCAAAGGGAUCAGCGCGGAAUCCAAGUCAGAGGGCGUCAUGACAUCUGAUGCUGAGAUGUGGAACGGUAGAUUUGCCAUGUUGGGUUUGGUUGCGUUGGCCUGCACCGAGUACGUCUCGGGUGGAACCCUUCUGUAGUUUCGAUUUUGUGUAUUAUUCAAGCCAUU